AUGACUGAAAACGACAGACACAGCUUGCAGGUGAUAACAUGUGCGCUGUUUACCCUCGUCACGUUACCGAUCGAAACCUUGGUUGACUUCGAGUCCUGCCCCACUGUUUGUGAUUGCUCGGAACGGAAGACCUACACGAUCUCCUGCUUUGACAUUGAUGUCAUUCCCACAUUUCCUGCAAGCACAGAUACACUGUGGCUUCUGGAGACGCGUCUGAACUCAGUGCCAGGAGAUGUCUUCUCCAACCUAGUAAACAUAUCAAGGAUAUAUAUAUCAGUGGAUCUGACGCUGAAGAGGCUGGAGAGGCAUUCAUUCUAUAACCUGAAGAAAAUCACCCACAUAGAGAUCCGGAAUGCGAGGAGUCUGUCAUACAUAGAUCCAGAAGCAUUUAAAAACCUUCCAAACCUGAAAUACCUGGGUAUUUUCAAUACUGGCCUCACCAUCUUCCCUGAUCUCACCAACAUUCACUCAGAUGACAUGAACUUCGUACUUGAGAUCACUGAUCAUCCUUACAUCUCUGAGGUCCCAGCCAACUCAUUCCGCGGUAUUACCAACCAAGUGCUGACAGUGAUGCUGUACAGUAAUGGCUUCACAGACAUCCAACAUCAUGCUUUCAACGGGACCAAACUGGAUGCUGUGUACCUCCAUAGGAACAGGCGUCUGACCAGGAUGGAUGAAGAUAUGUUUUCUGGCACUGUCAGUGGCCCAAUGCUUCUUGACGUGUCCCUGACGGCGGUGUCGUCCCUCCCCACAGCAGGGCUGGAGUCUCUCAGGGAGCUGAUUGCCCGCAGCGCCUGGAACCUCAAGAAGCUUCCGCCAAUCAAAACCUUCAAACACCUGACCACCGCUGACCUCACCUACCCCUCUCACUGCUGCGGCUUCAAGAACCUCAAGAAGAAACGGGGAUACCUGGAGUACAUCAUCUGUAACCUGACAGCAUUCUACGACCAGCAGCAGAAGAGGUCCGUAGGUCCUCUCACAGUCCCAUCCCUCCAGGGAGACCCCACUGCAGACACAGCUGACCAGGAGCCCAGUGAGGAGGGCUUCAGAGAUGGUGUAUUCAAAGAUACCCAGGGAGACCCCUGGAGAGACUUCCACAGCAGCCUCAACUACCACGUCUACUUCGGUGGGCAGCCGGACGAUGACGUGGGCUUCGGGGAGAUGCUGAAGAACCCGCAGGAGGACACCAGCCAGAACUUUGACAAUCGCUACGACUACGUGGUCUGUGAGGAGGGCGAGGAGGUGACCUGCGCCCCUGCACCCGACGAGUUCAACCCGUGUGAGGACAUCAUGGGCUUCAGCUUCCUGCGUGUGUCUGUGUGGUUUGUGUCUCUGCUGGCUGUAGUAGGUAACAUGGUGGUGCUACUGGUCCUCCUCACCUCCCACUACAAGCUCUCCGUCUCACGCUUCCUCAUGUGUCACCUGGCCUUCGCUGACCUCUGCAUGGGGAUAUAUCUCCUCCUCAUCGCCUCAGUGGACCUUCACACCAAGAUGGAGUACUACAACCACGCCAUCGAAUGGCAGACGGGGCCGGGUUGCGGGUUGGCGGGGUUCCUCACGGUGUUCGCCAGCGAGCUGUCGGUUUAUACUCUGACAAUGAUUACGCUAGAGAGGUGGUACGCAAUAACGUUUGCCUUGAGGCUGGACAGGAAGUUGCGUCUGCCCCACGCCACUGCUGUGAUGCUGGCUGGAUGGUUUUUCUGCCUCCUCCUAGCGAUGCUCCCCCUAGUGGGGGUCAGCAGCUACCAGAAGGUCAGUAUCUGCCUGCCCAUGGAUACCAAGUCCACCAUGGCCCAGGUCUACAUCAUCUCCGUCUUGAUCCUAAACAUCCUGGCAUUCCUGGUGAUCUGUACCUGUUACAUGAAGAUCUACUGCGCUGUGCACAACCCUUACUACUGCUCAGGGUCUAAAGACACCAACAUUGCCAAACGCAUGGCCAUCCUCAUCUUCACUGACUUCCUGUGUAUGGCGCCCAUCUCGUUUUACGCCAUGUCAGCCGUUGUGGACCGGCCGCUUAUCACCGUGUCCAACUCUAAGAUCCUACUGGUGCUCUUCUACCCUCUCAACUCCUGUGCCAACCCCUUCCUGUACGCCAUCUUCACCAAGGCUUUCAGGGGGGAUAUCUUUAUCCUGCUCAGUAAGGUGGGGCUGUGCCAGCGUCGGGCGCAGCUCUUCAGAGGGCAAGCAGUCAGUUCGAAGGGUAGCAGUAGGGUGUGCCAGCAGGUUCAGGGGGGUAAAAAGAGAGACACUGACAGGAAGAGGACAGGAGGACCAGAGGAGGUACCCAUUCACCUGCAGGAGUAUUCUGGGUGUGGUCACACCUACAUUCAGCUGGCCUCACAACAGCCCAGUCCUGAGGAAAGCCGUAGCCUGGAAACGUGA
Oncorhynchus masou masou (cherry salmon) is the source of this 2382-nucleotide messenger RNA. RefSeq names its product thyrotropin receptor-like. Lineage: Eukaryota; Metazoa; Chordata; Actinopteri; Salmoniformes; Salmonidae. Gene Ontology annotation, biological process: adenylate cyclase-activating G protein-coupled receptor signaling pathway; hormone-mediated signaling pathway; activation of adenylate cyclase activity. The record is from RefSeq and is a predicted model, not a curated record. Gene Ontology annotation, molecular function: G protein-coupled peptide receptor activity; thyroid-stimulating hormone receptor activity. The coding region runs from base 1 to 2382 and encodes 793 amino acids. Gene Ontology annotation, cellular component: plasma membrane. The transcript has 12 exons.